AUGAGCUCUCACUCUCCUUCGCAAAAUGAUCCGACAGCUAACCCUCCUCAUGGCGGAGUCUUGAAAGACCUGUUAGCCCGCGAUGCUCCUCGACACCAGGAACUCUCUGCUGAAGCCGAGACCCUUCCUGCUAUUGUCCUCAGCGAGCGGCAACUAUGCGAUCUGGAGCUGAUCAUCUCCGGAGGCUUCUCACCGCUCGAGGGGUUUAUGAGCCAGAAAGACUAUGACGGUGUGGUCAACGAUUUACAUCUGGCGGAUGGGAAGCUUUUUAGCAUGCCAAUCUGCUUGGAUGUCACGAAAGAAACUUUAGAAGCGAAGAAGAUAAAGCCAGGCGCAAGAAUUACACUUCGAGACCCUAGAGAUGACAGCAAUCUUGCCAUUAUCUCAGUAGAGGAUGUAUAUCAGCCAGACAAGCAGAGGGAGGCUCAAGAAGUUUUGGGUGGAGACCCUGAGCACCCGGCAAUAAAGUAUCUCUUUGAAAAGACGCACGACUUUUACGUGGGAGGAAAGCUAGACGCUGUCAAUCGCCUCAACCAUUACGAUUAUGUUGCUCUUAGAUAUACACCAUCCGAGCUCCGUACCCAUUUUGAGAAGCUAGGCUGGAGUAGGGUUGUGGCAUUUCAAACUCGAAAUCCAAUGCACCGUGCUCAUCGCGAGCUCACUGUGAGGGCUGCUCGUGCCCGCCAAGCUACUGUCCUCAUUCAUCCGGUGGUUGGUUUGACCAAACCGGGCGACAUUGACCACUUUACUCGUGUUCGUGUCUACCAAGCCCUAAUGCCUCGAUACCCUAGCGGCAUGGCUGUGCUAGGCCUGCUGCCAUUGGCCAUGCGAAUGGGGGGUCCAAGAGAAGCUAUCUGGCAUGCCAUCAUCCGGAAGAACCAUGGAGCUACACAUUUCAUUGUCGGUCGUGAUCAUGCCGGCCCAGGUAAGAACAGCGCUGGAAAGGAUUUCUAUGGGCCGUACGAUGCACAACACGCAGUUGAGAAGUACAAAAGCGAAUUGGGUAUCGAAGUGGUGGAUUUCCAGCAGAUGACCUACUUACCUGAUAGUGACGAAUAUCGACCGAAAGACGAAGUUCCCGCUGGCACCAAGACCCUUGACAUAUCUGGAACAGAGCUAAGAAGAAGGCUGCGCGUCGGAGCGGACAUACCUGAGUGGUUUUCGUACCCUGAAGUAGUCAGAGUCUUGCGAGAAUCCAAUCCACCAAGAGCCACUCAAGGAUUCACCAUCUUCUUCACCGGUUACCAGAACAGUGGCAAGGACACAAUAGCCCGAGCUCUGCAGGUGACGCUGAAUCAACAAGGUGGGCGGCCGGUGUCAAUGUUGUUGGGCGAGAUCGUCCGUGCAGAGCUAUCUUCUGAACUCGGAUUUUCAAGAGAAGACCGGGACGAGAACAUCGGAAGGAUCGCUUUUGUUGCUUCAGAGCUGACCAAGGCAGGCGCCGCGGUUAUUGCAGCUCCUAUUGCGCCAUUUGAACAAGCUCGGGCCGAAGCGAGAAACCAGAUCAGUCAAUAUGGUAGCUUCUUCCUCGUCCACGUUGCCACCAGCUUGGAAUACUGUGAAAAGACUGAUAAGCGAGGGAUGUAUGCAAAGGCGAGAAAAGGGGAGAUCAAAGGCUUCACUGGUGUUGACGAUCCGUAUGAGGCACCAACCGAUCCUGAUCUGACGGUUGAUUUUGAGCACCAAAGCGUGAGGAAUAUUGUGCAUCAGAUCGUAUUGAUGCUGGAAAGUCUAGGCUUCUUGGAGCAGCUAUGA
Molecule: messenger RNA, 1755 nt
Organism: Endocarpon pusillum Z07020
Lineage: Eukaryota; Fungi; Ascomycota; Eurotiomycetes; Verrucariales; Verrucariaceae
Product: Sulfate adenylyltransferase
Exons: 2
Coding region: 1-1755 (584 amino acids)
Biological process (GO): sulfur amino acid metabolic process
Cellular component (GO): cytoplasm
Molecular function (GO): ATP binding; adenylylsulfate kinase activity; sulfate adenylyltransferase (ATP) activity
Source: RefSeq, a predicted model, not a curated record